This is a messenger RNA of Oppiella nova, 2301 nucleotides long. The record is from the annotation of a GenBank genome assembly. NCBI's taxonomy places the organism in Eukaryota, Metazoa, Arthropoda, Arachnida, Sarcoptiformes, Oppiidae.
GUGAAGUGAAGAGUAUUUUGAGGCAAAACUAGAAAAGAAUAGUUAUUUAGUUGUGUUGUGUGUCUCUGUGUGUGGCAUACAGUCAGUGCACAGUCUAUGCCAUAGUCUAUGGUAUCUAUUGCUGGCAAACCGUAGUCCAAAGCCAGUCGACGGCGCAUAAGCCUCAGGCCAUACAAGUGCUGACUGUUUGGCAUAACUUUUUAGCAAAUAAAAAGAUUUUGCCUUCGCUUGUACCCCGUCUUCAGUUUGUUUCACAUCAAUGUUUUGGUGAACUUCGCCACACAUUUCAUAUGGUCUUCAAAGGCGUGUCCGCAUAACCGCAUUCAUCGCUCCCAUCCCUACCAUCCCUUACGAGCUUUGCUGCCGUUUUUAACCUUAAUCUCCGCCUCUACUAAACCCAAUGCUAAACUUUUGGUCAUUUGUUUUGCUUUACAACUAAUUCAACGGCCAGUGUAUGAGCCAAAUGUGACACAACUCUCAGCCCUCAGUCCUUACAAUUAGAGUCUCAUUGCACUCAACACUCGUAUAAUAUAUACAUUCAUACCAUUCAUUCAAAACAACUUUCUAUGAGUUCUUUGUUUCGUUACAUUCAGUCAAUUGUUUUCAACUCUUUUGAAGCAAAUGUUUGAAUGUUUUUGUGAAUUAAGAAAAUUAUAAUUUUCAUAAUAAGUGAAUAAAAUAUGUAAUUAUAUGGAAAAAUCUUUAUGAAUUGAAUUAAUUAAGCAAAAAAAGUGAACGCAAAGCUAUUAUUAAACAUAAUUCAAAAGUUGUUAAUAUAUUAGCGCUGAAGACAAGACUGAGCGCCAGAACCGGAAACAGUGUUUAAGUGAAAACUCAAUCUCUAAUAAAUGUGUGUAAAGAAAGCGAAAGAAAAUUAAAAUUGCAUUCAAAGAGAGAGUCAUUUGUCUAAAUGUGUUCCUGUAUUGAAGUGAUGUGAAUGACUGAUGCAAUUGAAACCAAAAACAAUCGACUCUUUUCACUAAUAAACUAAAAGUAUGUGAAGUCUGAGCGAGACAUCAGUUUGUAAGUGAAGUGAAGUACAGUUUAUGCGGUGUAUUGCGCACAGAGAGCACAGGGAGCACAGGGAGCACAGGGAGAGAGACAGAGUAGAGUGGAGUAGAGUUGUUGUGUUUGUGAGUUAGACUUAGUGAGCGUUUUUUGUAUACGUUUUGUGACAUAUUAUCGAUCGGCCAGAGAGUGAGACAGAGAGCACAUCCCUGUCUAGUGUUGGCCACCAUUCACUACCAUUGAAUACCAUUGAACAGCACAUCUCCUCCACAUCUGUUACUCGCUUUCACUCGCUUUUUAUGGACUAAACUGUGAUUGUGAUGAGAGAGACCAUCUCUUUCUUGUAAUCAUCUCAAAGUGUGUUGUUUUUGUCAAUUGUCCGCAAUAUUCAUGAUAUUUAUUUCAAUACAAGCGCUAUAUUUGCAUCAAACAAAUCGCAAACAAAACUAGAAAAUUGUAGAAAUCAUGUAUAACUCACGACAUCCGGGUCCCCCACAGGCCGGACAGCCAUUCAAAUUCACGGUAACGGAAACGUGUGAACGAAUCAAAGAGGAGUUCAACUUUCUUCAGGCCCAGUAUCACAGUUUGAAACUAGAAUUGGAAAAACUCGCGACAGAGAAGACAGAAAUGCAAAGACAUUACGUUAUGUAUUAUGAAAUGUCUUACGGAUUGAAUGUCGAAAUGCAUAAACAGUAUUAUGAAAUGUCUUACGGAUUGAAUGUCGAAAUGCAUAAACAGCCAUUCGUAAGCAUUGCAGACAUUUGUAGAGAUAGUAGGCUUUGGAGGCAUCGGUCGCUCAUUCCGAUGAACACACAUAAGAGUGGAAGCGAUGCAAACAAAAAGCCAAUACUUUUCGUACAGAAUCUGUACUACAGAUUGCUAUUUAGGGCUGAAUUACUGGUUGAGGCGAUGGUUGAAGUAUUGACUAAAAAGCCGUACACUGAAUGUGAGAUCAAUGUGUUGUGUCACAGACACAGACACCAGAGAGACUCCAUAUGUCAUACGCUAAGCAUAUCAGUGUUGGCUUGCGAUGUGUCGGCGCACAACACACUCAACACACUCGCGAUUAUUUCGACAACACAAUUCGUGCAGGGAGGAGGCCCUGGAGUCGGCCAAGCCAUCACACUUUCCCUUAUAUUCAAUUCAACGCAUAUCUCAAUCAUAUUACGAUGUCAUUUGACGGGGGCUGGUAUGCGAGCGUCGGACUCAGUGUCCGUUCAAUAUGUAGAGAACAGGCAUGAUGAGAGGGAGACGGGAGGGAAGAGGGAGAGGAGUAGAGAUGAUAGGGACUAA